This is a messenger RNA of Hibiscus syriacus, 816 nucleotides long. RefSeq names its product STS14 protein-like. The record is from RefSeq and is a predicted model, not a curated record. The coding region runs from base 145 to 663 and encodes 172 amino acids. Lineage: Eukaryota; Viridiplantae; Streptophyta; Magnoliopsida; Malvales; Malvaceae. The transcript has a single exon.
CAUUAAAAUCCCAUAAUUCCACCCCGCUGCCACAUUGCUCCACUUUCAAGGCAACCGCUUUGCCUGCAGAACGGACCCAUCCUUGGAAGUCUAUAAAUUCUUUCUAUUAACAGAACUCGCAAGCAUAAAUCUAGACAGGAGACAAUGGCCAACGCCUUGCUUGCACUUCUUCUGGUUCUGGCUAUUUGCCACAACACAGCCCAGGAGGCAGCAGCAGCAGCAGCAGCAGCAGCGCUGCCUAGUGCAGCCAGAGAAUUCCUCGAAGCCCACAACCAAGCAAGAGCCGCAGUUGGAGUCGGACCUCUCAAGUGGAGUGAGCAACUGGCCAAUGCCUCGAGCCUUCUCACAAGAUACCAAAGGAACAAAAUGGGUUGUCAGUUUGCCAACCUCACAGAUCACAAGUUCGGAGCAAACCAGAUAUGGGGUAGUGGAGGACCGGUGACGCCGCGCGUGGCGGUGGAUACAUGGGUGAAAGAGAAGGAUUACUAUGACUAUGCCACCAAUUCUUGUGCACCAAAUCACAAAUGUGGGGUUUACACGCAAGUGGUUUGGAAGAACUCAUCUGACCUUGGCUGCGCACAAGCUACAUGCAAGGACCAAACUUCUUUAACCAUUUGCUUCUAUAAUCCUCCUGGAAAUUAUGUAGGAGAGAAGCCAUACUAGAAAAAUCAGCUCUAUAUAUAGCUUGUUGCAGGAUCUGAUCUGAAAGUUUGUGUAAUUUCUUGAUUCUGGAUGCAUGUAGGGGAACAAUGUUGUAUCAUCCAAAAUCCAUACUUUGGAUCUAAAUAAAACCAGUUCUGGAAAUGUUUUCCUGUA